Molecule: messenger RNA, 3041 nt
Organism: Trichoderma citrinoviride
Lineage: Eukaryota; Fungi; Ascomycota; Sordariomycetes; Hypocreales; Hypocreaceae
Product: LCM-domain-containing protein
Exons: 7
Coding region: 8-3037 (1009 amino acids)
Biological process (GO): tRNA methylation; wybutosine biosynthetic process
Molecular function (GO): protein binding; tRNA methyltransferase activity
Source: RefSeq, a predicted model, not a curated record
GAUCGCGAUGGUCAAGCAAGAAGGGUGUCCGGGGUCGCAGACCUUGGACGAUAUGGUAAUGGGGACAAACAACAGCAGCAUUGCCUCCAAACGCAGUGUUGAGCGUCUGUAUCAUUCGAAGGAAACCCCUUUCUUCCGUUAUUUUGUCCCGAAGUUCCAAAGGAGGGCGCCUCUCAUUAACAGAGGCUAUUGGCUCCGCCUGCGGGCAAUUGAUGUCAUAGUACAGCGCUUCCUUUCUAAAGAGACAGCAGGGAAAAAGCUUGUCAUCAAUCUUGACCUCAUUCACAAGAAACGGGCCGUUGUUCUGCAGACUCCAGAGCUACGGGAGCUUCUUGGAGAUGACUAUACCCUGAGUGACGAGGGUAAAGAUGGCCUGCUCUUACGCAGCACCAAGUAUUGCCAGCUUGGCUGUGACCUUCGGCAACUCGACAGACUACGCACGUUAUUGGGAUCAAUCGUCAGCUUACCUGAGUGUGCCAUUCUGUUCGUGGCUGAAGUUUCAAUAACUUAUAUGGACACUCACUCUGCCGACGCUCUCAUCGAAUGGGGAAGCACUGUUGGCCGAGAAAACAACUUUUGUCUCUUGGAACAAAUACUUCCGUAUGGGAAUGGCCAUCCCUUUGCUCAGCAGAUGCUCAGCCAUUUCGCCAAGCUCAACACUCCUCUACGCUCCGUUGAGACGUAUCCAACGAUUGAGAGUCAAGUCAAUCGGUUCCAAGAGCGCGGGUGGCCUCAUGUCGACAUAAAGGACCUGUGGCAAACGUGGUCGAGUGAAGAGUUUGUGAGCGACUUCGAGCGGGUAGCUCUUGACGACGUCGAGCCCUUCGACGAGUGGGAAGAGUUCAUACUUUUUGCACGCCACUAUUUCAUCCUUCAUGCAGCUACCGACUCGAGUUACGGCUCGUUCCUACAGACAGCUGAACCAAUCACCGGCCAACCGCCGAAGAAGUUCGUAGGCCUGCGCGCCGAACUGAGUGGCAAUAUCGCAAAGGAAACCAGCCGCCGCCGAUUCGGCAGUGGCAUGAUCCUUAGCAAUGAGUUUGGGCAACGAUUCGCACUCAAUCUAUUGGGAAUGAGUGGUAAUAGCAGAGAGCCGACGUAUGAUAUCUUCUCGCUUGCCAGUAACGGCCAAACACCGCCUCAACUGCCGUCGGCUGGACCAUCUGCUCGGAUGUGUUUCACGUUGACAGACCUGGGAGAAUAUGGGGUCAUGCUAGUAGGUGGCCGUACGUCUCCCUCCAACGUCCUGUCGGACUGUUGGCUCUUCGAAAGAGGUGCCAAUCCACGAUGGCGCAUGGUGCCGAAACUGCCCGUUCCUUUAUUCCGGCACUCUGCUCUUCGUCUGGGGAAUUCAUCCCUUCUCGUCGUAUUUGGUGGGAAGAAAAGCUCGUCGCAGCUCUCGGAUGAUGUCUUUCUUUUCAAUCCACAAAGGGCUUGCUGGCAAAUAUGCCAGGUGACGGGGCCUGCCCCCGAAAGCUGCUUUGGAUCCUUUGUUUGCAACUCGAUCCCUGCGUCAAGCAUUACAGGUGACUAUUGUGGCAUCUUAGCAGGAGGAAUCUCGAAGAACGGCUGUGUUGCUACUAAGCACUAUAUGUGGCGGAUAAAUGUCGACCACGCUCAGCCAACCAUUUCCUAUCGUCCCAUAACCAUCAGUCACUCUGACAGCCGGCUCAUCUCUUCGUUUGGUGCCCAAGUCGUCCACUUGGGAUCCAAUGUGAUGAUUUGUGGCGGCAUGGGGGCUGACUCGUGCUUAAACGGACAAACUCUAACAACAAUAACGCCGUCUGCUGAAGGAUUUGAGGUGAAGGAUUUCUCAACUCCAAGCAAUGGCGAGAGAAUGCCUUUCAUGAUUGGGUCCUCAAUGGCACAAGAUGGCGAUUCUCUCCUGGUGUUCGGUGGAGGAGCAACAUGCUUCUCGAUGGGGACAUUUUGGGAAACAGGCGUUUACAGGAUUCGGUUGCCUGACUCUAUCCUGGACUCUAUUCACUCCAUCUCGCGAAUCAACAGUUCGCCUGGGUCAACCAUAAAUCUCAUUGGAAGCCGAAAAUUCGUGGCGGCCUCGACAACUGCAGACUUGGAUGACUCAGACAACCUGGAUCAAAAGAGUCGGAGGGUAUCCCUGACCCCUGUGCCCACUAUUCAGCUCGAGUCCGCCGAACAAUUUGGUGCAAUUGUUCGUGAAGGAAAGCCUGUCAUCCUUAAGGGCUGCAACAUAGGACAAUGUCAACGCAAAUGGUCUCCUGAAUUCCUGGUGAGCCAAAUUGGCGCGAAUGAAAAGUUUGUAAUACAUGAAUCCUACGAAGACACAGGGGCAUUGGACUUCAACAGCAAAAACUUCAAAUAUGUGACAGACUCCUUUGGCAGCAUCAUGAGCAAACUGCAGUCCGGGUCGCGAGUCUAUUUACGAGCUUUGUCUCGAGACAAACCGACUGAACUACCGGCCAAGCUGGAAGAAGACUUCCCAAGUCUGGCAGAAGAUUUUGCUCUUCCACCCGAAAUGGCUCUUAUCAAAGACAACUUAUUCAGCUCUGUGCUGAGGUUGUCUGGGCGCGUCAAUAUGUGGCUGCACUACGAUGUUAUGGCAAACGUUUACGCGCAGGUGGCUGGGGUUCGGAAAAUGAUACUAUUCCCCCCUAGUGAUGUGAAGCACCUUUCUUUUGCCCCCGGUGCUUCAAGUUCGAGUGUAAACGUCUUCCAGGCGUUGGAAGCAUCUCCAGCUUCGCUCCAUGCGACCCAUCCGCAGGAGGCUGUACUCCAUCCAGGGGACGUCUUGCUACUACCAGCUCUGUGGUUACAUACCGCGGCUCCAAUAAGCGACAUGAGCAUCGCAGUCAACGUUUUCUUUCGCGACCCGGGGCAGAAAGAUCAUUACUCUUCUGGACGAGAUGUCUAUGGUAACAGGGACCUUGAAGUGUACGAGAAAGGGAGGCAGGCCGUUGCUCGGAUUGCGAAAAGCUUGCAGUCGCUACCCCCUGCUGCCAGAGAGUUUUAUCUUUGCCGGCUUCAAGAUGAGUUACGCCUGGCUACUGAGGCCUAGGGAA